Messenger RNA from Zerene cesonia (dogface butterfly), 1278 nucleotides. RefSeq names its product inositol monophosphatase 1. The transcript has a single exon. Bases 197 to 1018 code for a protein of 273 amino acids. The record is from RefSeq and is a predicted model, not a curated record. Gene Ontology annotation, molecular function: inositol monophosphate 1-phosphatase activity. Lineage: Eukaryota; Metazoa; Arthropoda; Insecta; Lepidoptera; Pieridae. Gene Ontology annotation, biological process: signal transduction; phosphatidylinositol phosphate biosynthetic process; inositol metabolic process.
UCGUUACCAUUUGACAUUUGUGUUAAGUUCGAGUUCCAAAGAUACAAGUCGCGGUAAUUUGCAAGUUCAGGAAAAUUUUUGUUGUUUACUGAAUUCCCUAAAAUUCCUAGGUGUAUUCAGCGUCAAAUUACAUUGAAGUGUUGCCGUUUCAUGCAGUAGGUAAAAAUUUCAAUUACAUUUAUUAUUUGUUCUAAUAAUGUCUGACAAAAUCGAUGAAUAUUUUGAAGCUGCACUUGAAUUAGUGAAAAGUGCGGGAAACCUUAUAACAGAAUUCAGAGAUGGCUGCAACGUCUUCGAACAAAAGUCCAGUGAUAUCGAUCUAGUCACUGAAGUAGACAAAAAUGUAGAAAAGACGUUAAUAGAUGGACUUACUAAGAAAUUUCCGUCACACAAGUUUAUCGGCGAAGAAUCCGUUGCUGAUGGAGCUAAAUGCAUUUUGACUGACGACCCUACGUGGAUUAUCGAUCCUGUAGACGGCACGUUAAACUUCAUUCAUGGAUAUCCCCAAAGUUGUAUAUCUGUAGGCCUCGCAAUCAACAAGGAAUGCGUCGCCGGAAUUAUCUACAAUCCAAUUCUACAACUUUUAUUUACUGCAAAGAAAGGCAAGGGUGCAUUUUUGAACAAUAAACAGAUUCAUGUAUCACAAACUAAAGAGUUGAGUAAAGCAUUGGUAUCUUUUGAAGCUGGAACUUCUCGAGACUCUGAGAGACAGAGGGUUAUGUUUGAGAAUUUCAAGCUUUUGGUCGAGAAUGGGCAUGGGGUGAGGACAAUUGGGUCUGCUGCAUUGAACAUGGCUAAUGUUGCUUUGGGUGGUAGCGAUGCAUACUUUGAGUUUGGUAUUCAUGCAUGGGAUAUUGCUGCAGGAGAUAUUAUCAUUCGGGAAGCUGGUGGAGUCUGCAUUGACCCAGCUGGGGGACCAUUUGACAUACUCUCUCGGAGAGUGCUGUGUGCAUCUUCAAUUGAACUUGCCCAAGAAAUGAGCAAGGUUCUUAAUCAAUACUAUCCAGAGAGAGAUUAAUGAUGGAAAGUAAUAUUUUUAUUGGAAUUUUAUUACCUUGUUAUAAAACAAUAUAAAAAAUAUGACAUGUGCAAUAAAUGUUCUGUUAUUUGUAUUUAAUUUUAUAAUAUUACCAGAGUGUACAAAUGAUAUUAUAGUGUUAAUGAUUUUAUUUGUUACUUUGUAUGAGUACUUUUAUUACAAAUGUAUGUUGGUAUAGUUUAACCUUAUUGUAUCUUAAAUGCGUAAUAAAUUAUUAAAUACCUUUUAUGUUGAUAAAA